Molecule: messenger RNA, 2800 nt
Organism: Passer domesticus (house sparrow)
Lineage: Eukaryota; Metazoa; Chordata; Aves; Passeriformes; Passeridae
Exons: 9
Coding region: 1-2484 (827 amino acids)
Molecular function (GO): protein binding
Source: RefSeq, a predicted model, not a curated record
AUGGAGGCCGCCCUGCCGCAGGCGCUGCCGGAGCCGCCCCGGCCCGAGCUGCUGGCCCGCGCGUUUCCCCUCAGGCCGGGGCGGCCGCUGCCGGAGGCGCUGCCCGGAGCCGGAGCUGCCUGUGCGGCGGAGCGGCCGCGCUUCCCGGCCGGGCCGGGGCGCCUGUGCGGGCGCUGCUUGCGGGGCCGUGCCGGCCUCGCCAAAGCUGCCCGCGGCUCCCUUUGCGCGGCGGUCGCUGCCGGUGCCGGCGCGCUGAGGCGGAGCUGCCGCCCCUCAGGCUGCCCGCGCUUCCCGCCAUUGGCGCUGCGGCUCCCUCAGGCUCUGCCGGCGGCCAUCCCGCCUGUGCCCGGCUUUCGGGAAGCUGCCCGCGCUCUCCCGGCGCCAGGCGGGCUUUGGCCCUGGCUGGAUGCCGGCUGCCCACCAAAGGCGCUGUCAGCGCUCCGCCCGAGUGGAGAGGAGAGGAAAGGCAGCAAAAGGCUCAUGAGCUUCCAGAAAGAGAGGGAGAGAUCCCUCCCUGGUGACUGCAGCCAGUCCUGCCUCGCCAUGGACCUGGUGCCACGUCUCGUGCGCGCUCUGCUCCUGCUGGCCCUGCUGCUGGCAGUGGCUCCCUCGGCAGGAGUGGCCAAAGAGCUCUGCCCAGAGCCCUGCCGCUGCCCGGGCCAUGGGCGGCUGAACUGCCGCCACACCGGGCUGGCCACCGUGCCCCCAGCCAGCCGCCGCCAAGCCCUGGCCGUCCUAGUGCUCAGGGACAAUGAGCAGCGGACAGUGAAGAGCCAUUCCCUGGAGGGGCUGUUCCUGCUGAAGCACCUAAAUCUCUCCGGGAACGGCCUCACGCGGAUCCGCAGCGGCACUUUCCAGGCCUGGCAUGGGAUGCAGUUCCUCCAGGAGCUGAUCCUCAGCCAAAACCCGCUGGUUGUGAUAGAUGACUCUGCCUUCUUCAAGCUGCCCUCAGUGCGCUCUCUGCAAGUGCCCAAGGAGACGGCCUGCUGCCUGUGCCAGGAGCGUCCCCGGCCCGAGAGCCCCUGCAGGACCAUCCAGUUCCUGUGCGAGAAGCUGUGCAGCAGCAGCGCCCCGCAGUGCGUUCACUCAACUGUGCUGCAGACACGGGGAGAAGUAAUGGACAUGGAGCAACGCAGAGAGCUGAACACCAGCCCUGUGUUGAUCCUCAAGCCCAUGGAACCUUCACUGGGAGAUCAUGGAACUGCAACGCUUGUGGUUGCCCUGACCCAGAGCGCUGAGGGUGGUGUCAGCAGCCUGGAUAGCUCCAGAAGAAAUUCAUAUCCCCCUCAGCAUCUCUUGGGGCACGAAGGCAAAACAAGUGCUGGUGACCUGAGGGCCAAGGUCAAGAAGAAGCUGCACAAGGCAGAAAGCAUCAAGGCUGCAAGAAUCACUGUCCCACACCAGCCCCAGCCUGCCAGGCUGAAGCAUGUGGUGGAAAAGACACCCUCAAGCUGGCAUCAAGAGAAGAUGGAGUCACGUUUAUACUGGCAAGGAUUGAAGCCCUCAGCUGUAGCUGGUGGAUUAAAACAUGCUGACGAUCCCUCCAUCUCUGGACAACACAGAGAUGAGGAGGAAGAUCCAACUGCCAGGAAGUACCACGUCAGGACACACAAACGGCACAAGAAGAAGGACAGGCAGUAUUGGGUUGGACAUAAUCCGCUUUUCUACCAGGUGCUGAGCCCUGUGAAAGUGGAGCGAAGGUCCAGAUCUGCCCAGGGUCUAAACAGGGACGUGGAUUUUCUCUCUGACCCGUUGGUUCAGAGCCACCCCGCUGUGAGCAGCAGACGAGGAGCCACGGCUGAAGAGAAGCAUUCCUCCAUCGGCGGCCACCUCCUGCUCAUGCCUGACACCAGAGAGGAGGAAGACUCCAUGCUCCUCCAUAAACCUGUGAGACCCCGAAGUGCGGACCUUGCGCCAGUACUAAAAGACCUGGAAACCAAUGCUGAUCAUCACCAGCAGUUGAUGGAGGCACACAAAGGCCUGAAGACAUUCAUGGCCCACGUGGAGAGAGCUCUGAGGAGGGACUGCAGCCUGCCCCAGCUCAAGCAGGCGUGUGCCAAGAUGGUCAAAAAGACCAGGCUGCUUCUAAAGGUGCUCCAAGGGAGGCAAGAGAACCAGGAAGCCUAUGAUCCAAUAGAGCAGUGUCGUCAACAAGAGAACAUGAUCAUUCACAUGGCCUUGGGGAAGGACAAGGGGCUCACAGGGAAGAAGCGCUCCCGACAGAGUGAACUUGACUCCCAGCCUGGCCACCCCAGGAAAUUGUGGCUGAGAAGGUUCUGUGCAAAACUGCCACAGAGAGGGAGGAAGGAUAACAAGGAGGCACAGAAUGUAGAGCAGCCUUUGCUCUACAGGGCAGAGAGCUCCUCCGAGUGUUGCCCCUGUUCCCAGGCUGUUCAUGGAGCAUCCCAGUGCUGUUCCCUGUUCAGCAAGUCUGAAUUGCCAUGGAUUCAACGCAUCAGGGAUGCCUAUGAAUCCCAGAGAUAAGCAUCCCGGGAAGAGGCAUAGUGUGAAGAACAAAGGUAGAAGACUUUCAAGAAGUUAAUGGGAUGCCACAAUUGUUCACCUCCCAUUUAGCUGAGGCCCUCCUUGGAUGCUGCUUUGUUUGCUGUUUUUAUUUCUUUAGAUGCUUUUUCCUUGACUGUUAUUUCUUGCUGUCACUGCUGAGGGAAGGCCAGAGGGUGCUGCAGGCAAGCACAAGCUCUGGGACACCCAGAGAAGGCAUCAGUAUCUCAGGGUUUUCCUCAUCCCUUGUCACAAUGUUUUCCCCUGCAUUCAAUAAAAAACAAGUUGGUUCUCGUUC